GCAAUACGAAAAUUAAUAGAGAGAUGAAAGCUCUACCUGCAGCAAUAGCACAGAGUGUGGCGGUGAGUGUGGAGUCCCGUUCAUGAACAGAUUCAACAUGCCCUGGGCCAGCGAAGGCAGUCCCUGGUACGACUUUGAUUUCGGUGGAGCUCACUUUGUGGUUAUAAGCACUGAGCACGAUCUAACGACAGGGUCGACCCAAUACGAGUUCAUCAUUAACUCUCUUCAGAAUGUUGACCACGACCAGACUCCGUGGAUUAUUAUGGCUGGACAUAGACCGAUGUACACGGUGAGUAGUCAGGACUUGAAGGAGCAGAAUAUAACAGAUACGCUGCAAGCAUACCUGGAACCACUCUUCAGGAUAUACCAGGUGGACCUAGCCCUGUGGUCUUACCACCACUCUUACCAGAGGACAUGCCCAGUGUACAGGGGCAACUGUGUCGAUGGAGGCACCGUUCACCUUGUGGUUGGCACUGGAGGUGCACAGUUG
This is a messenger RNA of Geodia barretti, 490 nucleotides long. NCBI's taxonomy places the organism in Eukaryota, Metazoa, Porifera, Demospongiae, Tetractinellida, Geodiidae. The record is from the annotation of a GenBank genome assembly.